This is a messenger RNA of Aspergillus terreus NIH2624, 873 nucleotides long. RefSeq names its product cytochrome oxidase assembly protein SHY1. The transcript has 3 exons. Gene Ontology annotation, biological process: mitochondrial respiratory chain complex IV assembly. Gene Ontology annotation, cellular component: mitochondrion; membrane. The record is from RefSeq and is a predicted model, not a curated record. NCBI's taxonomy places the organism in Eukaryota, Fungi, Ascomycota, Eurotiomycetes, Eurotiales, Aspergillaceae. The coding region runs from base 1 to 873 and encodes 290 amino acids.
AUGCGGUCUAUCUUUUCGGUCCUUCAUCGGACCGCCGCAACGGCAUGGCAGCCGCCAACCGCGUCGCUGCGAAGCUCUCGCAUGGUCUUCAAGCUGGAUUCCAUUUGCGCCAGAUGCCGCACUCAACAGAUCCGUUUCCAAAGCCAGUUCAACCAGAUGGCAGAUGAUCCGCGCUGGCUGUCGGUCGUCGAUCACCCUGCGCAGAUUGUCCGGACAGGUCGGAAGCAUGGCCCUGGUCUGAUUAUCCUGGCCCUGAUCCCUAUCAUCUCGUUCGCCCUCGGCACAUGGCAGAUUCAGCGCCUCGAUUGGAAAACCAAACUGAUUGCCAAGUACGAAGACCGUCUGAUCAAGCCGCCGCUCCCGCUGCCUCCGCAAAUUGACCCGGAGGUUAUCUCGGAAUUUGACUAUCGUCGGGUCUACGCCACCGGACGUCUGAGACAUGAUCAGGAGAUGCUGGUUGGGCCUCGGAUGCGCGAGGGUCAGGAUGGUUACGUCGUCAUCACGCCCCUCGAGCGCGGCGACGGUCAGAGUACCGUGCUGGUCAAUCGCGGGUGGAUUUCGCGCAAGAUGGUGGACCAGAAGGAUCGUGCGGUAGGACUGCCACAGGGGGAGGUAACUGUCGAGGGUCUGCUACGGGAGCCGUACAAGAAGAACAUGUUUACGCCGGAGAACAAGCCACAGGAUGGGAAGUUCUACUUUCCUGAUGUGGAACAGAUGGCUGAACUGACCGGCAGUCAGCCGGUUUUGAUUGAAGAGACCAUGAUCCCGGACAUGGUGGAACACCUGGACAGAGAGCCCAAGGGUAUUCCCAUCGGCCGUGCGGCGGAGGUGAACCUGAGGAAUAACCACAGUCAAUACAUCUUCACAUGGUAA